AUGACUCUCACCCUCACCCUCUUCCUCCUCCUCCUCCUCCACCGCCAUGCCUCCGCCUCCCGCGAAGAGAAAAGGCAUCGAAUCCGACCCUUCCGACCUUGUUUUCUCUUCCUGGGUGCCCCCGCCGACGCUUCCGCCUGCCCCGACGGUUUCUACGGCGUCGUCUGCGACGCCGGCGCCUCCGCAGUGGUCGCCGUCGCCCUCGACGGCCUCGGCCUCACCGGUGAACUGAAGUUCAGCAACCUCAUCCCGCUCAAGUUCCUGCAGAACCUGACCUUCGCCGGGAACUGGCUUGCCGGACGCCUCAUCCCGACUCUCGGGGUAAUGUCGUCACUCCAGGUGAUUGAUCUCUCUGGUAAUCAGUUCUAUGGUCCGAUUCCGUCGAGGUUGAAUGACCUUUGGGCGCUGCAUUAUCUCAACCUGUCAAAUAAUAAUUUCUCUGGGUGGAUUCCUACUGGAAUUCGAAACCUCCAGCUAUUGAAAGUGUUGGAUUUGCACUCGAACCAGCUGCAGGGGGGUGUGGAGGAACUGAUUCCGGAGCUGAGGAAUCUGGAGUAUGUGGAUUUGAGCAGGAAUAAGUUAGUCGGAUCGUUGGAACUCAGUGUUGAGAGUGUUUCUAGUUUGGCUAACACUGUGAAGUAUUUAAACUUGAGCGGGAACGAUUUUGGGGGUCGGCUAUGGGGGGAUGACGCCAUGAGAUUAUUCCAGAACUUGCAGGUAUUGGAUUUGGGUAAUAAUGAGAUUGUUGGUGAGCUGCCGGAGUUUGGGCAGCUGCCGAAUCUUUAUAGGCUGAGGCUGGGGAAUAAUCAGCUUUCUGGGUCUAUACCUGGGGAGUUACUGCAGGGAGUUGUCCCAUUGGUUGAGUUGGAUCUCAGUGUUAAUAAAUUUUCUGGUCCCAUCCCGGAUAUCAACUCAACAACUUUGGUUACUCUCAACCUCUCAUCAAACUCAAUCUCCGGUUCCUUGCCACCAUCAUUAGGAAAUUGUCUGUUUAUUGAUCUUAGCGGAAAUCUUUUAUCAGAUGACAUGUCUGUUAUGAAAAAUUGGAACCACAAUCUGGAAGCUUUAGACUUGAGCUCCAAUGGCUUGAGGGGAAGCAUCCCCAGUUUGACUCAUUUCGAAAAAUUGACUUUGCUCAGUAUUCGAAACAAUUCCUUAGAGGGGCCGUUGCCUUUAACAUUGGGCCGCAAACUCGUCACUGUUGAUCUGAGCUCUAACAGAUUUGAUGGCCCAAUCCCACAUAGCUUCUUAACUUCGGUCACCAUCACAAAUCUGAACUUGUCUGACAAUCAUUUGACUGGGCCAAUUCCUAUCCAGGACUCUCAUACGACUGAGCUAUUGCUUCUUCCUACUAUUCCACCUAUGGAGUCUCUCGACCUUUCGAAUAAUGCCUUAACUGGCGAAUUACCAUCGAAUAUCGAUAACUGGGGGAGGCUUAAGUUGCUUAAUCUUUCAAGUAAUAAUCUGUCUGGACAGAUCCCAAGUGAAUUAAGCAAACUUACUGUUCUGGAAUACCUCGAUUUGUCCCAUAACAAUUUCAACGGUCACAUUCCAAGUAAAUUGCCAUCAAGUCUCAAGUUCUUCAACGUGGCUUACAAUAAUCUAUCCGGUAAAAUCCCCGAAAACUUGGUUGGCUUUCCCGAUUCUUCUUUUUCGCCUGGAAAUGAUGGUCUCGAGCAUCGUCAUAAUUCCUCGCCAGAUAAUAAUAAUGUCCCAGACAAUCUAAACAAGAGAAAUCGCCACCGGUCUAAAACUACCAUCACAAUAGCUAUAAUAGCUGCGUGUACUGGAGCUGCUGUGAUGAUUGCUGUAAUUCUUUUCGCCUACCGGCAGGCCCGACCUCACGAUUUUCACGGUUUUCGUCGGCCCUCAGAUAGUCAAGAAGUCAAAUCGGGAAGACUUGACUGUCCUUCGCCUACCAAUUUCCGCACAAGUGGUGUGGGACCUCCCCCAAACUCGUUGACUCCCAGUCAAACUGCCACCUGUCAACCGGUUACUAGUCACCCGACAACUUCCGGAAGGAAAUCAUCUUCUCCAGACUCUCCAAUGGCAUCAUCCCCUCGAUUUAUAGACACGAUCGAACAAUCUGUGACAUUGCAUGUGUAUUCUCCCGAUCGAUUCGCUGGGGAUUUGUUUUUCCUGGAUAAUUCACUUAUAUUUACGGCUGAGGAGUUGUCGCGGGCCCCAGCAGAGGUUCUGGGUAGAAGCAGCCAUGGGACUCUGUACAAAGCCACCCUUGAUAACGGGCAUAUGCUGACUGUCAAGUGGUUGAGAGUCGGGUUAGUGAAGAAAAAGAAAGGCUUUGCAAAAGAGGUGAAGAAGAUUGGGUCUAUAAGGCAUAAGAAUAUAGUUCCUUUACGGGCGUAUUAUUGGGGGCCACGAGAACAAGAGAGGCUUAUCUUGGCGGACUAUGUGUUGGGUGACAGCUUGGCCUUGCAUCUAUACGAGUUGACACCUCGGAGGAACUCCCCAUUAUCGUUCAACCAAAAGUUGACUUUGGCCAUCGACAUUGCUCUUUGCCUUCUGUUCCUUCACGACAGAGGCCUUCCUCAUGGGAACCUAAAGCCCACAAACAUAAUCUUGUGUGGCCCAAAUUACGCCGUCCAGCUCACAGACUACGGGCUUCACCGCCUGAUGACUCCUGCAGGCAUUGCCGAGCAAAUCUUGAAUCUUGGGGCCCUCGGUUAUCGGGCCCCCGAGCUAGCCAGUGCAGCCCGGCCCAUACCGUCGUUCAAGGCCGAUGUGUACGCGUUUGGCGUGAUCCUAAUGGAGCUGCUGACAAGAAAAAGUGCGGGUGACAUCAUCUCUGGCCAAUCAGGAGCCGUUGAUUUGACAGAUUGGGUGAGAUUGUGCAAUCAGGAGGGACGAGGAUUGGAUUGCAUAGACAGGGAUAUUGCGGGUGGGGAAGAAGAACAUACGAAAGCCAUGGAUGACUUGCUCGAGGUUUCUUUAAGGUGCGUUUUGCCGGUAAAUGAGCGGCCUAACAUUAGGCAGAUUCUGGACGAGUUGUGUUUGAUAUCGUCUGUGUGAAUGAAACUUGUAUAUGUUGUUGUUUUCCCUUCGGGGAAAAUCCAAUUCUUUAAUGUGACUUGGUUGGUUCAUCGGAUUUUUUUUAAUUUUUAUUUUUGGGGAUUUUUGUUGGGUAUUGGUGUUGUUGCCUUCUAAUUUGGGGCUGU
Striga asiatica is the source of this 3176-nucleotide messenger RNA. NCBI's taxonomy places the organism in Eukaryota, Viridiplantae, Streptophyta, Magnoliopsida, Lamiales, Orobanchaceae. The record is from the annotation of a GenBank genome assembly.